This is a messenger RNA of Erythranthe guttata (spotted monkey flower), 1047 nucleotides long. The record is from RefSeq and is a predicted model, not a curated record. Lineage: Eukaryota; Viridiplantae; Streptophyta; Magnoliopsida; Lamiales; Phrymaceae.
CUCUUCUCUCUCUCUCUAUCUUCAUCCACUGGUCCGACAAUCCCGCACCGCAGAACGCAACCAACACAAAAUGUAGAAUCAAAGAAAAAAGAGUAUCGGGCAGCAUAUUCUUGAUUCUAUUCGUCCCUUCUAGGUCAAACAAUUGGAAAACAAAAAAAAUAAAAAAAAAAAAUCAAAUCUUUGCAAGUCUUGCAAAGAUUCCAAGCAAAUCCAGGGUUGUUUAAUUGAUGACACUUGGCGGCCAGUCAUGACAGUUGACACAACGGCCCCAAGUUAUUGGUUAAACUGGAGGUUUUUACUCUCUGCAAUAUGGCUCAUAGUAGCGAUGGUGCUCUCUUCAUUUAUAAUAUGGAAAUUCGAAUUUCAUAGCAAAUCCAAGAAUCAACAACCGGGUCCAAAUAAACGGGACCCGGUUCGCUUGUACAAGGGCGAAGCUUGGGGUACAUGUUCGAAAUCGAUACAUCCAAUUUGUCUGCUUGCAUUUCGGAUUCUUGCUUUCUGCGCCAUGCUGGCAUUGAUUCUUGCUGAUUCUAUCAUCAAUAGUUUCGGCAUAUUCUAUUUCUACACGCAGUGGACGUUUACUUUGGUGACCGUCUAUUUUGCGCUAGGGUGUUCGCACUCGAUUUACGGAUGUCUGUAUAAUCGCAACAAAGCAGAUUUCGAGCAAGGAUCCAAUGUGGCACCCUCACUUGGUGAGGAUGCAGAAAUGCACACCACUAAUAACAGAAUCUUGAAUCGAUUCGAUGACCCUAAUUGCAAAACAGCAUCUCUUUGGGAAUAUUCCUUGCAAAUUAUUUUUCAGAUGUGUUGUGGAGCUGUUGCACUCACCGAUUCUGUCUUUUGGCUCGUAUUAUACCCGUUUUAUACUGGCAAAGAUUUCAGAUUACACUUUCUGAUUAUUUGCAUGCAUUCUGUUAAUGCCGUUUUCCUCCUCGGUGAUGUUAUACUGAAUUCUCUGCAAUUUCCCUUCUUUCGAAUUGCAUAUUUUGUUAUGUGGACAUGUAUAUUCGUCGUUUUCCAGUGGAUCUUCCAUGCUUAAGAUACGAA